AUGUCGUCCACUGGGAUGUCGGCUCCUACACCAUGCAUGGUCCCAAGUGCCACAAUUGCUAGGAUAUUUCAUGAUGUAGCGUUUAAAAAGAAGGACACGAAAAUCACUGCGCCGGCAGUUUUACUUUCUGGCGAGUACAUAAGAUUGUUUGUUCAAGAGGCAGUUCUUCGAGCCAAUGAGCAGAGACUCGCUGAUCUGUCGUCAGGUCUGGCAAACGGCGAGGAGCCCAAAAAAGAUGAUUUGGGAGAUGAGGAGAAUGAUGAAGAAGAUUUUGAUUUCGAUGAAGAAGAGGAUGACCAUCGAGGACUGGGGGUUUCAACCCAAAUUGAAGUAGAUGUACCGCCCAUGGAUGUACUUGAGGCCCGCCAUUUGGCGGCUGUGAGUGGGCUUCUUCUCAUGGAUUUUUGA
Messenger RNA from Australozyma saopauloensis, 408 nucleotides. RefSeq lists its product as uncharacterized. The record is from RefSeq and is a predicted model, not a curated record. The coding region runs from base 1 to 408 and encodes 135 amino acids. Lineage: Eukaryota; Fungi; Ascomycota; Pichiomycetes; Serinales; Metschnikowiaceae. The transcript has a single exon. Gene Ontology annotation, biological process: replication fork processing; resolution of meiotic recombination intermediates; DNA repair. Gene Ontology annotation, molecular function: protein heterodimerization activity. Gene Ontology annotation, cellular component: FANCM-MHF complex.